This is a messenger RNA of Rhopilema esculentum, 2204 nucleotides long. RefSeq names its product glycylpeptide N-tetradecanoyltransferase 2. The record is from RefSeq and is a predicted model, not a curated record. Gene Ontology annotation, biological process: N-terminal peptidyl-glycine N-myristoylation. Gene Ontology annotation, cellular component: cytoplasm. Gene Ontology annotation, molecular function: glycylpeptide N-tetradecanoyltransferase activity. NCBI's taxonomy places the organism in Eukaryota, Metazoa, Cnidaria, Scyphozoa, Rhizostomeae, Rhizostomatidae.
CUUUUCAAUUGGCUUUGUAGAGAAGGAACGCAACAUGGCUGAUCAAAAGGGUAGCCCCUCCGUGUCUUCUGAUGAGAAAGAUGGAAGUUCAAAUGCAAAGAAGGCAGACGAUCAUACUCAAAAUAACCAGAUGACGAACCAAAGUCAACAGGGAUCAUCUGCAGGUGAAGGCAGUAGUAAGAAAAGUUCGAAGAAGAAGAAGAAAGGUAGAAAGGCGGAGAGUGUCGCUUCGACCGGUUCCGCUAGUGCAGAAGCUGGGGCAAGUCGAGGAAGUGAUGGUGCCCCUGCUGCUGUUAAUAUGCAGACAUUAGUGCAAAUCCAGAGGGCCAUGGAACAACUAAUGGCUACAAAUAAACCAGCUCGAACGCCCAAUGAAGCAAAACAGAGGAGGUACGAGUUUUGGGACACUCAGCCAGUCCCCAGAAUGGAUGAAGAUAUAAAUGAGCCAGUUAAUGAAGCAUUGGAGCCAGAAAAAGUAGAGAUACGACAAACUCCAUACUCACUUCCAGCAGGCUUUGUAUGGGAUACACUGGAUAUUGAAAAUCCAGACACACUUAAGGAGCUGUAUACACUUUUGAAUGAGAAUUAUGUAGAAGAUGACGAUAACAUGUUCCGAUUUGACUAUUCGCCAGAAUUUCUUAAAUGGGCGCUGAAACCACCUGGCUGGAAGACGGAAUGGCAUUGUGGUUUGAGAGUAGAGUCUAAUAAGAAGCUUGUUGGAUUCAUAAGUGGAGUUCCUGCCAACAUACGGGUUUACACUCAUGAACAGACGAUGGCAGAGAUCAAUUUCUUAUGUGUCCACAAAAAGCUUCGGUCUAAACGAAUGGCACCCGUCUUGAUUAAAGAAAUUACCAGAAGAGUAAACUUGGAAGGGAGUUUUCAAGCUGUUUACACUGCUGGGGUUGUUUUGCCUAGGCCGGUUGCCACUUGCAGAUACUGGCAUAGGUCAUUGAAUCCAAAGAAGCUAAUUGAUGUCAAAUUUUCACAUCUGUCGAAAAACAUGACGAUGCAGCGGACGAUAAGACUUUACCGAUUACCAGAGGACACAAAGACUUCAGGUAUACGGCAGCUAAAGAAAGAAGACUGCUCGAAAGCGCAUAAAUUGCUGGUAGAGAAUCUAAAACGUUUCGACUUAGCGCCAGUUUUUUCCGAGGAAGAAUUUCGUCAUUGGUUCAUGCCCCAGAAGGACAUUAUUGAUUGUUAUGUAGUCGAGAAUGAAAAUGGUGAAAUCACGGACAUGAUAAGUUUCUACACACUACCCUCCACAGUCAUGAACCACCCCUCGUACAAUUUACUUAAAGCGGCCUAUUCGUUUUACAACGUCAGCACAAAGACGCCCCUAGUUGAUCUUAUGAAUGAUGCUCUUAUCAUUGCUAAAAGGAACAAUUUUGAUGUUUUUAAUGCACUGGAUCUUAUGGAUAACACAGAUUUCCUAGAAAAGUUAAAAUUUGGUAUUGGAGAUGGCAACCUGAACUACUAUUUGUACAAUUGGAAAUGCAUGGAAAUGAAGCCGGCACGUGUUGGGUUAGUUCUACUGUGAUCAACAUUUGGCGAAAAUUCGAUCGGUUGGUGUUGAAGUCGUAGGAUUUUGAAAUUUUCCUGCUGCCAUUUGGAAGCGUCUCAAAACUCGCAACCUGAUUGUGAUAUCAAAGACAGCGACGAGUCAAGCAUCCAAAAUAUGAGGCCCUUCAACACACGUUGAUAACAAUAUCUUUCUACUGAAAGUUGCAGCCGAAUUCUAUUUACCACUUUUGAAUGCAAGCAAAAUCAGAUACCUAGCCUGUUUAAAUAGUUAGCAAUUUCCCUUUCAUCAAACAAAAAUUUAUUAUCUACAUUCAGAAACCACAAAUUUCAAAUGUCAUGAGCACUUGUUGAACCUUAAAUAAAGCCAAUAAACCCAUUAAAUCAUCCUAAAUAGGUUAUAUAUUGUUCAUAUUACACUUAGAUUCUGUUUUGUAUUCAUCUAUUGUUUUAUAGAUUUAACCUACUACCGCUGUCACAUUGUUGAAAUACGCUGAAACUCGUAAAUGUUUCUCUUUUGUUCAGUGUUCACGACGGGUUUCUGUUUUUUUGGCAUGAAAUGUAAGGCAAUUCUUUUUGUAGCCAAUUCCUUUUGGCAUUCGCAAUGUAUUGAUAAUAUUCCUGUAGUAGAUGCAGUAUAAUAAUUAGUUGCUGUAAAAAUUUCAAAAUUACUAUUAAUUAUG